Oncorhynchus masou masou (cherry salmon) is the source of this 850-nucleotide messenger RNA. Its product is annotated as neuromedin-U-like. The transcript has 8 exons. NCBI's taxonomy places the organism in Eukaryota, Metazoa, Chordata, Actinopteri, Salmoniformes, Salmonidae. The coding region runs from base 350 to 694 and encodes 114 amino acids. The record is from RefSeq and is a predicted model, not a curated record.
GGUUUGCUUCCUCUGCCACCUCGAGCAUUUCAGGGCAUAUACCCGCUGCUCCAGGGUCGUAUACCGGGUGGACAAACUGCGCCGACUGGCGAGAGAGAGGACACCUGCGCUCUAAGACUCAGAUGAUGAUCAAGGAGACCAGUGGGACGUUGAUUGGUCACUUCUACGUGGGAGAUGAUGCUUCUCCCAUCAAAGUUAUAGCCUAUAUAAUUCUCUCGGUUGAGAAAGUCAUUAGUGUUCAGUUCUAGGACCUGAUUUUGCGAUUUAACAAGACUGACUCCUGCAGCACCAAACCACACACAGAGAAGCUAAACUCUCACCAAAGCGCAUGAGAAUCUGAUAGCUCGAGAUGAGCGCAACGUAUCUGCGACAACUUUGCCUCCUUCAUUUGGUCUGGUGCCUUGGAUGUUGGAAGGUGACAGAAGCUAAUCCCAGCAAAGAGUGUGAACAUGGAAUUGUUUUGACAAAGGGUCCUGGGAUCCAGACUGAUGUGGGAGAUAUGUUGAGAGAUCAGAAUGAGAAGCAAGUUCAGAAUGUAUUCAAAAGAUUCCUGUUCCACUAUUCAAAGGCAAACUCAGUAGGCUCUAUACAGCAUGCGUCCCAUUCAGUGCACCCACUGAUGCGCCUGUCACCAAAACUGUCUCAGAGGAGAAAGAAGCAGCUCCUGCUUUUGAAGCUCCGGGGAUCUCCCUGAAGGUGUGAUGUAAAAAUCUGACUGUGGAAUAACUUGAAGGCAGACACCAGCAAGCUGCAUACCCCUGAACACAAAAUGGUGGACAGACAGAAGCAGCAUUCUCAGCUCUCGCUGGACUUGAUAUUUGAGAAAUAAAUUAAGAUAAAUGUGACUGCA